Cutaneotrichosporon oleaginosum is the source of this 2272-nucleotide messenger RNA. RefSeq lists its product as uncharacterized. The record is from RefSeq and is a predicted model, not a curated record. Gene Ontology annotation, biological process: long-chain fatty acid import into peroxisome; peroxisome organization; very long-chain fatty acid catabolic process. NCBI's taxonomy places the organism in Eukaryota, Fungi, Basidiomycota, Tremellomycetes, Trichosporonales, Trichosporonaceae. Gene Ontology annotation, molecular function: ATP binding; ABC-type transporter activity; ATP hydrolysis activity. Gene Ontology annotation, cellular component: peroxisomal membrane.
AUCUCAUCUCACCUCUCCCCAUCUCUCUCACGCUCAUCAGUCUUUCCACCACUCUCGUUCCAUCUGGUGCGAUGCAGGUCCUAGCGCCCGAGACGCGCGCGGCACUGCAGGUCCGCCUCAAAUCCGCCCUCAACACCUACCUCGCGCACCGUACCGGCGUGCAGCGCGCCCUCACCGCCGGCUUCGUGAUCUACUGCCUCGUAGCGGCCGGCGCAAACCUCACAGGCAAGGGUGCCAAGGGGCUGGCGGAGCGCCAGUCGGGCUCAAAGGGCCGCAAACGGGGGAAGAAGGGCAAGGCGAGCGUUACGGAUCCCGAGUUCCACGCGCGCCUCAAGAAGCUCCUCCGCAUCGUGAUCCCCGGCAUCCGCUCGCGCGAGGCCGGCAUGCUCGCGCUGCACACGUGUUUUUUGCUCGCGCGCACAGGUCUGUCGCUGUACGUUGCGGAGCUGGACGGCCGCAUUGUGUCCAGCCUCGUGACGGCGCAACCGCGCCUCUUCCUCAUGAACCUCGUGCGGUUCGCCCUCAUCGCCAUCCCGGCUACCUACACCAACAGCAUGAUCCAGUAUCUCCAAAACGAGCUGAGCUUGGCAUACCGCACCCGCCUCUCGCGCCACCUCUUGGAACAGUACCUCGACUCGGAGGAGGCGGGCGGCGACGACUUCAAGAUGUACUACAAGCUCGCGAACCUCGACGACAGAAUCAAGAAUGCGGACCAGUACCUCACUGUCGACGUGCAGCAGUUCAGCAACAAGCUCGCGGAGAUCUACAGCAACAUCGCCAAGCCGGUGCUCGACGUCAUCCUCUACAACUACCAGCUAAGCCGGAACGUCGGCGCCGAAGGCCUCGUCCUCUUGACCGCGCUGGUCCAGCUCUCCGCCCAAGCGCUGCGCGCCAUCACCCCCCCGUUCGGCGAGUACGCGGCGCACGAAGCGACGCUCGAAGGCGAGCUGCGCUUCACGCACUCGCGCCUCCUGGAGAACGCGGAAGAAGUCGCGUUCUACCACGGCGAAGAGUUUGAGAAAAACGUCAUCGAGCGCGGAUACUUUGCGCUCGUGAAGCACGCGAACCGCGUGCUCCGCACGCGCGUGUGGCACGGCAUGGCCGAGGAGGGCGUGAUCAAGUGGGCGUGGGGCAGCUUCGGGCUCGUCAUCUGCGCGCUGCCCGUGUUCCUCGGCGGCGCGCUCGGCCUGGACACCGGCAGCCUCGGCAGCCGGACGGAAGGCUUCGUCACGAACCGCCGCCUCCUCCUCUCGUCGUCGGACGCAUUCGGCCGCGUCAUGUACUCGUACAAAGAGCUGGCGGAGCUCGCGGGAUACACGUCGCGCGUCUCGGACCUCCUGGACGCGAUGGACGACGUGCGCGCGGGCAAGUACCAGAAGAAGCUUGUGUCGAGCGCGAGCGUGGAAGAGAAUGCGAAGAUGCUGCGCGGGCGCGGGAAGAUCAUCGAGUCGGACGAAAUCCGCUUCGACAGCGUCCCCCUCAUCAGUCCCAACGGCGACGUCCUCGUCAAAAGCAUGAGCUUCCACGUCGAGCCGGGCAAGCACCUCCUCGUCGUCGGCCCGAACGGGUGCGGCAAGUCGUCGCUCUUCCGCAUCCUCGGCGGCUUGUGGCCCGUCUACGGCGGCGUCGUGUACAAGCCGCCCGAGCACGAGUUCACGUAUAUCCCGCAGCGGCCGUACUUGUGCGCGGGCACGCUGCGGGACCAGAUCAUCUACCCCGACUGCGCGGACGACAUGGCGCGCCGCGGCGUGAGCGACGCCGACCUCAAGCGGCUGCUUGAUGUCGUCGAGCUCGGGGGGAUGGUGGAGCGCGAAGGCGGGUGGGAUGCUGUGCGCGAGUGGCGCGACGCGCUGAGCGGAGGGGACAAGCAGCGCAUUGCGAUGGCACGGUUGUUCUACCAUAAGCCGAAAUACGCCAUCCUCGACGAGUGCACGUCCGCCGUCACGCUCGAAGUCGAGAAGCGGAUGUACGAGCACGCGACCGCGCUCGGCGUCACGAUGAUGACUGUGAGCCACCGCCCGUCCCUGUGGAAGUACCACUCCAUGGUGCUCCAGUACGACGGCAUGGGCGGAUACAUCUUCACUGAGUUGGAUGCGGAGCGGCGUCUUGCGCUGCAGGAGGAGAAGCAGGAGCUCGAGCAGCGCCUCGUCGAGGUGCCCAAGCUUCGCGCGCGUCUCGAGGAGCUGCAUGGCGUCAAGCGCCAGCAGGGGCUGCGGGUUUAGUGGGGCGGCGGAGUGUGUAGAGGUUGUACAGAUGAAUUGUGUACUGACUG